AUGAAGUCUACAACCCUCCUCUCACUCCUCUCCCUAGCCUCCACCGCCCUUUGCCAUGCAUACAUCAAAGAACUCGUAAUCGGCGGUCAAACCUACGCCGGCUUCGAUCCAUUCUACCAAUCCUCCCCGCAAGGAGUCGUCCAACCCUGGGACACCAACAACCGUAACACCGACGGCCCCAUGCGACUCUCCGACGGCGACGGCAUAAUCUGCGGUCGCAACCCAUCCCCAGCUCAAAACGUCGCAAAAGCCCAGGCGGGAAGUCAAAUAACCUUCCGCUGGUCGCGAUGGCAGUCAAAUCACCAGGGACCCAUAAUAACGUACCUUGCCGACUGUGGUGGGGAUUGUAAACAAGCCCGUGGGGCGAAUUUACAAUGGUUUAAAAUCGACGAGGCCGGGUUGUUACAACAGGGUUAUUGGGCUACAGAUCAUUUGAUCAGACAGGGGUACGAGUGGAAGAUACAGUUGCCGCAGAAUAUUAAAUCCGGACAGUACUUGAUGAGACAUGAGAUGAUUGCAUUGCAAUUUGCUACUCAGCAGAAUGGCGCGCAGUUUUUCACCAGUUGUACGAAUCUCGAUAUUGAAGGUGGGACGGGUCAGUCGGUCCCUCAGGGUGUUAGACUUCAGGAUUAUUAUACCGGCGCUACUCAGGGAUUGUUUGUGAAUAUUCAGGGUUUGGGGUCUUAUCCUAUCCCCGGACCACAGGUUACUCAGGGUUUGGGGGUUACGCCGAGUACUCAGCUGAAUGAUGGGAGUAAUAAUAACCCUAGCUUUCCACAGACGUUUCCUAAUGAGCCUACCGAUGAUAAUGGUACGGUAGCGAAUGUUCAUUUGGAUUAUGCUGGUGGAAGUUCUGGUGGUGCUCAACAGGUUCAGCAACAACAGGGGCAGCAGCAAGGACAGUAUGUCUAUUAUCCUGGAUAUGGGUAUUACUACCAGUAUCAGAAGAGAGAUGUCCAUGGAGAUAAGCAUAAAAAUAUGAAGAAGAGGAAUUCGGAGAUUCUGGCGAGGAGGAUUAGAAGGCAGGUUGUGGCGGAGGUAACGGGCAAGAAAAUCUAA
Messenger RNA from Orbilia oligospora ATCC 24927, 1059 nucleotides. RefSeq lists its product as uncharacterized. NCBI's taxonomy places the organism in Eukaryota, Fungi, Ascomycota, Orbiliomycetes, Orbiliales, Orbiliaceae. The record is from RefSeq and is a predicted model, not a curated record. The transcript has a single exon. Bases 1 to 1059 code for a protein of 352 amino acids.